AGAGUAAGACAAAAAACUUCACACAAAAAGUUCAUUGUCUCUUUAAACCUCCACUCGCUCUGCCUCUCUCACUUUAACAAAUUCAGAACCAGGAAGCUCACUUCAGAGCAACAGACUAAAAACUCUGAACACAGAAACAAAUUGUGAUAUUUUAGUAGAUCUGGUUUCAGAGUAGAGCCCUGAAGUCCAAGCUGCUAAAACUGGAAGAGUGUGAUUUCUGAACUUGGAGAAAUCCAUGGAAUUGUGUUUGGAGAGACUGCCAUCUUACUGUGAAUCUCAUCUUAAUGCUCAUUAUCAGUCUCAAUAUCUGUCUUUGAGAAUUGCAAUUUUGCCAAAAAGGCUUUGGAAAAGUAAAAGAGAAGAUCUGCUUCAUCUUCAUCUGUUAUUUGUGUAUGGUGGGUGAACACAGAGGUCACCGUACUGUAAAGAGGCGAGAACUAAAAAGAGUGAGCUAAAGGAGGAGCUGAAAUAGGCUGUGAACACUUUCGACAUGGAAACAUCACCCGUAGAAGCUGCAGCAGUUCAGAUGAUUUUACCCUCAGAACCAAAGAGCAGAGAAGAUUUUCUGCACCAUUUCUGUGAUCUGACUCUGGAUCCUGACACCGCACAUAAUCACCUCACUCUGUCUGAGAAGAACAGAGCGGUGACAUUUAGGGUGAGAGAGCAGCCGUACUCUGAUCAUCCUGAGAGAUUUGACUGCUGGUUGCAGGUGUUGAGUAAGGAGAGCAUGUGUGGACACUGUUACUGGGAGGUGGAGUGGAGUAGUCAUGGAUGGAUUUACAUAGCAGUCUCAUAUAAAGGAAUCAGCAGGAAAGGAGUGAGUGAUGACUGUGGCUUUGGAUACAAUGAUCAGUCCUGGAGUCUGCAGUGUUCUCCGUCUAAACUCUGCUUCUGUCACAACAACAUUGAGACUGAGCUCGGAGUUCCAUCAUCCUCCAGAAUAGGAGUGUAUGUGGAUCACAGUGCAGGAACUCUGUCCUUCUACAGCGUCUCUGACACGAUGAAGCUCCUCCACAGAGUCCACACCACAUUCACUCAGCCUCUAUACGCUGGAUUCUGGAUGCCUUACUACGGAACAACUGUGAGAUUAUGUGAUCCAGAGUGAAUAAUAAUGUUAUUUUUAGUAAAAUUACCCAGGACUCAUCGUUACACUGCAAUCAACCUGCUUUAUUUUUCCUAAGUAAAGAAAUUUAACAUACACAAGUGUGUGGAUCAUUUUCUGUCAUUUCUCUUCCCUUCAUGUGAAUGAAGUCUUAAGCGUGCAUAUUUAAUCGUUUAGCUGAUGAUGAAUGGGAAAGUCGAAGAACACAAACAUAGCU
Pangasianodon hypophthalmus (striped catfish) is the source of this 1319-nucleotide messenger RNA. Its product is annotated as tripartite motif-containing protein 16-like. Bases 491 to 1105 code for a protein of 204 amino acids. Lineage: Eukaryota; Metazoa; Chordata; Actinopteri; Siluriformes; Pangasiidae. The transcript has 4 exons. Gene Ontology annotation, molecular function: protein binding. The record is from RefSeq and is a predicted model, not a curated record.